CCCCAAAAGAGAAAGUAAUCACCAAUCAGUCCCUUCGUCUUCAUCCAUUGCAAAACCUCCAUACCCACCGCCAUCUCCAUUUUUCGCUCAAAACCCUCCGCCAUUAUUCCAUAAAGAUUCCUGCUUUUAGCGAAUGCAUCAACCGCCAUUGAAAUCCCUAAUCUUUGAUCACUGGAAAAUUAGAGGGUAGAUUAUGAGCAACAUAGAGAUUCAACGUACGUGUGAUUGGAUUGACGUUAUUAGCCAACUGCCGGAUUGUAUUCUUCAUCAUAUUCUAUCGUUUAUUCCCACGAAAGAUGUCGUCAAGACCUCGAUACUGUCAAAAAGAUGGAACAAUCUUUGGACUUCUGUUCCAAAUCUAGAUUUCGAUGAUGCAUUGUUGUAUGCUAGUGAGAUGGACGGUCGGGAUCCACCUGAGGUGGCGUGUUUCAUGAACUUCGUAGAACGAGUUCUUUUAUUGCGUGAUGCAUCAAACAUGGAGAAGUUUCGUUUAUCGUGUCGUGUUUGCUUUAACGCGUCGCGGAUUCAUUCGUGGAUUUCUGCUGCUAUCAUGCACAACGUCCACGAGCUCGAUCUUUGCCUCUUUGCCGAAGAUCCAUCCGUGCUCCCUCGCUCCAUGUUUUCUAGCGUAUCGUUAACCAUCUUGAAGAUAGAAAUGAAUUGUAUUCUCGAACUCCCGAAUUCCGUCUGCUUGCCGUAUCUAAAAAUCUUGCACCUUUCUCUAGUUACGUUCAUGGAUGACGAAUCUACACAAAAGCUCUUUUCUGGGUGUCGAAUUCUUGAAGAAUUGGUUAUGCUAGAUUGCGAGUGGAUGAACUUAAAGAACAUCACAAUAUCUAGUUUGACCCUAAAGCGUUUAACGAUAGAUGAUCUACCGUAUUUUGGUCCGCCCGAUGCUCCUAGAGGCUGUACGAUCGAGAUCAAUACACCAAAUCUUGCAUACUUGAAGUAUACCGGCUAUCUUUCAAACGAGAUUUUCUUGUAUGAUGUAUCGUCACUGGUCAAAGCAUACAUUAGCGUACCGAUUCCAAACGAGCGGCAGAAAGAAGUUGUGUUUCAUGUUGUUGGUCUGCUCAUCGGGCUGCGGAAUGUCGUGACUUUGCGGGUAUCUAAUUGCACCAUCGAGUCUCUUGUAUUAGCAGGUAACAUGCUGGUUCAUCUUCCGGUUUUCCUGAACUUGGAUCGUUUAGAAUUGAGCAUGGAAAUUGGAAAUCCGACCGUUGGAUCAUUGAUGAAAUUGCUCAACUGCUGUCCAAAUCUACGAUCUCUUUGUAUCACCGAGGGAUUUGGUCAUGAUGUAUGCCUUGAUGAAAACGAUCUUAUUCUGUCGUGGCUACCUAAAUGCAUGUCGUCCCGCCUUAAAACGCUGGUUAUCGGAAACUUCCAUGGACAUGAUUCGGAAAUACGUUUUCUGAAAUGCUUUUUGCAGCGUGGACUUGUUUCAGAGAAAGUCGAUAUUUGUUGUUGUGAGAAUUUGUUGGGAGAUCCGAGCAGGCGAAAAGCAGUCAAGAAAGAGUUGGAAAUGAUCGCGAGGGGCUCUUCGUCCUGUGUCGUCACAUUCUCAUGAAACUUUGAGUUCUUGGAGAUCCGUUUUUGUUAGUGUCGUUUGUUGGUCAGCUGGCUCUACCUUUUUGACGAUGGCAGCGAGUGACUUAAGUUUGCCGUGGUUCCUACGUUUUUGGCUCGUCUUUUCGACAGUAUGUCGUAGUGAAGGAAGGUAUAUAUGUGUGGUCAUUUUGGGAACAUUUUGUGGGUUGUAGAGUUUGUUCACAUAUGGAGAGCUUAGUAGUACAUACAGAUUUAC
Molecule: messenger RNA, 1804 nt
Organism: Cynara cardunculus var. scolymus (artichoke)
Lineage: Eukaryota; Viridiplantae; Streptophyta; Magnoliopsida; Asterales; Asteraceae
Product: F-box/LRR-repeat protein At4g14103-like
Exons: 5
Coding region: 194-1567 (457 amino acids)
Molecular function (GO): protein binding
Source: RefSeq, a predicted model, not a curated record